AUGAGACCCCUGACAGAAGAAGAGACCAAAACUGUUUUCCUCAAGCUUUCAGAAUAUAUUGGAAAGAAUGUGGAGCGCAUGAUCAAUCGAAGUGACGAGAGACAUUGCUUUCGGCUCAUCAAGGACCGAUGUUACUACAUUAGUGAAUCCGUCAUGAAAGCUUCUACUUCCAUCAGCCGAGAUAGCCUCCUGCACGUGGGAACUUGUUUGGGGAAAUUCACAAAGAGUGGAAAGUUCAGGCUGCACAUCACGUCUCUGGAAUAUCUGGCCCAAUAUGCAAAAUACAAGGUCUGGGUCAAACCAUCUUCUGAAAUGAGCUUUUUGUAUGGAAACAAUGUCACCAAAAAUGGACUGGCUAGAAUCACGGAAAAUACCCCACAAUUCGCUGGCGUGGUCGUCUUUAGCAUGUCUUCCAAUAUUCCUCUGGGAUUUGGAGUUGCUGCUCAAUCUACGGAUCACUGUCAAACACUCGACCCCAUGGGCAAUGUAGUCUUGCACCAAGCGGAUAUUGGGGAGUAUUUGAGGGGUCUCGAGGAAGACAUAUUCUAA
Molecule: messenger RNA, 549 nt
Organism: Seminavis robusta
Lineage: Eukaryota; Bacillariophyta; Bacillariophyceae; Naviculales; Naviculaceae
Source: the annotation of a GenBank genome assembly